This is a messenger RNA of Dentiscutata erythropus, 900 nucleotides long. The record is from the annotation of a GenBank genome assembly. NCBI's taxonomy places the organism in Eukaryota, Fungi, Glomeromycota, Glomeromycetes, Diversisporales, Gigasporaceae.
AUGUCCAACGGUAAAGAUAUGAAAAAUAACAAUGCCGUUGACUCGUCCAUCUUUAGAAAUCUCGUAAAAAUCAUUAAUUUGCUUUCCGGACAACUCUCUGGACUUAGUAUUACGGCAUCAUCUGCAAUUAUAAAAUGUAGUUUCACGAGUCGAUCUCUUGCCAAUAAAGUAACCCGAAACCAACUAUUAUUUAACGAUUCAGCCGAAGUGGUACGAUAUCUCAACGAGUUUAGUGAUCAAACAUUCAAAUUAGGUGAAACAGUCGAAAAAAUGUAUCCUACUGGAGAAUCUGGUCUUAGAGAACUUGGGAUGGAAUUAACUUUCAUUAUCGAAAAGAUUCAACCAGAUCAAAUUCUUACGCGAAAAAAUGAACUAUAUUUUGAGAAACGUUAUAGAAGGAUUUUAAAUGUUGUCACUAGAUUACGAGAUCAAUUUCAAAAAGUUAUGAAUGAAAUUGAUGUGCUUUCUACUAUUUAUAGUGGAACGAGGCAUCAAUUAGAGAAUGGAAUAAAUGACGUAGAGGCUUUUUUUAACAAUAUUGCUCCGAUCAUGAAUCAAAUAUAUGAUACUGAACGAAUAACACGUGAUCUUGGUUAUCUGAAACGAAUUAUGGAAAAAGUUCCUAACAUUCGUAAUCAGAUCAAUUAUCUUUUGUUUGAAUUUAAUCAGUAUCGACAAGUACUAAUUUGGUAUUGCGACGAAUGGGCUCAUUUACAAAGACGAAAGCUGGUUUCUCUUGAAGAUAUUGAGAAUUUGAAGGUAAUGGUUCAGGGACUAGAUAGCGCGGCUGAAAUCUUUAAGAAGAAAGUUAAUGAAAAUGUUGAUUUAGUAAUUUAUGCACCUAAUAAUUAUCAACCACCCUCUUGUAACUGGGAAUAUUUAAAUUGGGUUAGUUUCUAA